This is a messenger RNA of Populus nigra (black poplar), 2162 nucleotides long. RefSeq names its product DEAD-box ATP-dependent RNA helicase 37-like. Gene Ontology annotation, molecular function: RNA helicase activity; ATP binding; RNA binding. The record is from RefSeq and is a predicted model, not a curated record. NCBI's taxonomy places the organism in Eukaryota, Viridiplantae, Streptophyta, Magnoliopsida, Malpighiales, Salicaceae. The coding region runs from base 232 to 2058 and encodes 608 amino acids. Gene Ontology annotation, cellular component: nucleus. The transcript is spliced from 7 exons.
AAAGGACAACAUCCGUAACGAUAUUUUCGCUUCGUGUCCGAUCCCGAUAAAUCAUUUAAGAAGAAAAAGAAAAGAAAGAGCAGACUAGGGUUUCUCCAUUUGAAUUUUAGAACUCAAAUUAACGCAACAACUCGGGUCUCUCUCUCUCUCUCCCUCUCUCUCGGCUUCAAUUUAGGGAAUUUUGGCGCUGUGGUAUUGGAUUCUUUUUUCAGUUGUGAUUUGCUACCAAUUAUGAGAACUUCAUGGGCAGAUUCUGUGGCAUCUGAGAAUGCAGCAUCUGGUUUGUCUGGUCCGCGUCCUACUCGUGCCACUUACAUUCCGCCACACCUUCGUAACCGGCCACCAUCUUCUGAUUUCCUGGCGCCACCACCUGCUGCUCCGUCAUUAGGGAAUGAUCGUGUAGGUUAUGGUGGGCCUGCGGGUGGUUCUCGAUGGGGUGGCGGUGGUGGCAGUGCUUCGAAACCGGAUUCUGGGCGCUUAGGUUAUGGUUCUGGUGGUAGAGGAGGUGGUGGUGGUUGGAAUAAUAGAAUGGAACGUGGGAGGGAGCGUGAGGUGAAUCCAUUUGAUGAUGAUGGUGAUGCAGAGCCGGCUUUUGGCGUGCAAGAGAAUACAGGAAUUAACUUUGAUGCGUAUGAGGAUAUUCCUGUGGAGACGAGUGGGCAAAAUGUGCCACCACCUGUGAAUACCUUUGCAGAGAUAGACCUGGGUGACGCAGUGAAUCAGAAUAUUCGGAGAUGCAAGUAUGUGAAGCCAACUCCAGUGCAGCGCAAUGCAAUCCCAAUAUUGCUUGCUGGGAGGGACCUGAUGGCUUGUGCUCAGACAGGGUCAGGCAAGACAGCUGCCUUUUGCUUUCCAAUAAUUGCUGGAAUUAUGCGGGAGCAGUAUGUGCAGAGACCACAUGGAGGGAGGACAGUGUACCCACUGGCUCUCAUUCUUUCUCCUACAAGGGAGCUUUCGUGUCAGAUACACGAUGAAGCCAAAAAAUUCGCCUAUCAAACUGGUGUCAAGGUGGUGGUAGUUUAUGGAGGUGCUCCAGUCAACCAACAGUUGCGAGAACUUGAGAGAGGGGUUGAUGUUCUAGUGGCAACUCCUGGACGGUUAGUGGAUUUGGUUGAGAGGGCUAGAGUGUCAUUGCAGAUGAUCAGAUAUUUAGCACUUGAUGAGGCAGACAGGAUGCUGGAUAUGGGAUUUGAACCUCAGAUUAGAAAGAUAGUGGAACAAAUGGACAUGCCCCCAUGUGGCAGGAGACAGACAAUGCUGUUCAGUGCCACCUUUCCUAAAGAAAUACAGAGACUUGCAUCUGAUUUUCUUUCAAAUUACAUAUUUUUGGCUGUCGGAAGGGUCGGUUCGAGUACUGAUUUAAUUGUUCAAAGAGUUGAAUAUGUUCAUGAGACUGACAAGAGAAGUCAUCUCAUGGACCUUCUUCAUGCUCAGAGAGAAACUGAAGUUAAUGGCAAGCAUUCUCUGACGUUAGUUUUUGUGGAGACAAAGAAGGGAGCCGACUCAUUGGAACAUUGGUUGUAUGUCAAUAAAUUUCCUGCUACAUCAAUUCAUGGAGAUAGAUCACAACAGGAAAGAGAAAUGGCACUUAGAUCAUUCAAGAGUGGGAAGACGCCAAUUCUAGUUGCGACAGAUGUGGCAGCAAGGGGUCUUGAUAUACCCCAUGUGGCUCAUGUGGUGAAUUUUGAUCUUCCAAAUGACAUUGAUGAUUAUGUUCAUCGGAUAGGGCGAACAGGGCGAGCUGGAAAAACAGGUCUGGCUACAGCAUUUUUUAAUGAGAAUAAUUUGUCAUUAGCAAGACCUCUAGCUGAUCUUAUGCAAGAAGCAAAUCAAGAAGUGCCUGCCUGGCUCACCCGUUAUGCUUCACGGGUUUCAUUUAGUGGUGGCAAGAAUCGGCGCUCUGUGGGAGCCCGUUUUGGUGGCCGUGAUAUGAGAAGGGAUGGCUCUUUUAACAGGGGUACAGAUUAUUAUGGAGGAAACAGUAGUAGCGGUGGAUAUGGGGUUUCUGCUGGUUAUGGUGGGGGUUACAAUCCAGCUGUAGCCAGUGCUUGGGAUUAGUAUCGUACCAAAUCCCGGAAUCCGAUCUCUUGUUUUCGUAUGCGUAUAUAAAUUUCUUGUCUUCACAAUUCAAAGGAUUAAAUUAAUUUUUUUAUCCUCCAGUA